This is a messenger RNA of Ananas comosus (pineapple), 2745 nucleotides long. RefSeq names its product inactive receptor-like serine/threonine-protein kinase At2g40270. NCBI's taxonomy places the organism in Eukaryota, Viridiplantae, Streptophyta, Magnoliopsida, Poales, Bromeliaceae. The record is from RefSeq and is a predicted model, not a curated record. The transcript is spliced from 9 exons. Gene Ontology annotation, biological process: protein phosphorylation. The coding region runs from base 367 to 2430 and encodes 687 amino acids. Gene Ontology annotation, molecular function: protein binding; protein kinase activity; ATP binding.
UACAAGCCUUUGCUACUCUCAGAAAAACUUGCACCAAAUCCAUAAUGAAGAGAGAGACCAAAGCAAAAAAAUUGAAUUUUUAAGAAUUUUUAUUUGAAUUUUUUUCACAAGAAAAUCUUAGAUUCUAAUUCCGCGUAGGAAAAAAAAAAAAACCAAAAGAACCAUUUUUACGCCCCCAAAAUUCCUCCUUUUACUUAUCCUCAUUCCAAAACUUGCUCCUUUUUGUUGCUUUUUUGGUUCUUCUCUUUUUUGAUUCUUUUAGCUAUUUCUUGGAAAAAGGAAAUUUCUUUUUUUUUUUUUGAGAUUAAAAGGAGGAGAUACCCAAAAAGAGGCCUUUUUUUUUUCUUUUUUUUUGUUCCUGGUUUCAUGUUGAAGAAGAUGAAGAGACUCAAGCUUCAAAUGGUUUGCUUUGUGUUGUGGGUCUCUUUGUUGUGUCAUAAAAUUGAGCUCUGUGUUUCUCUCAAUGAUGAAGGAAGGGCUCUUUUGAGGCUUAAAGAGAUGAUAGAAGAUGACCCAUUUGGUGCUCUAUUGAAUUGGAACAAAAAUGAUAUUGAUGCUUGCUCUUGGUUUGGAGUGGAGUGCUCUCAUGAUAGGAGAAUUGUUGCUCUGAAUUUGAAAGAUCUUGGUCUUAAGGGCAUGCUCGCGCCCGAGCUUGGGAAGCUGCUUCACCUGAGAACUCUCAACCUACACAACAAUUCCUUUUAUGGAGUCGUUCCGAGAGAGCUCGGAGACUUGCAGAAGCUCGAGGUGUUGGAUUUGGGGCAUAAUAAUCUCACUGGAACAAUUCCAUCAGAGAUCGGAAACAUAUUAUCCCUAGAAUUCCUGAUACUUACAGGCAACAGAUUUUCCGGUGAAAUGUCGCCUGAAUUGCGUGAGCUCAAUCUGCUCUCCGAGAUUCAAGCUGACGAAGGCCUCGUGCUGUUGAGCAAGGAAUUAGCUAUUAGGAAUAUCAAGAAUGCCACAAUAAGGAGAAUCCUCCUUGCUAUCGGCGAUAACCUUUCUCAUAAAAUUGGAAUGCGCGGUUUCGAAACAUUUUCGAAACCAACGAUGCGUCUAACAACGGAAAAUGCAGACAUUUCAACAUUCCCAAGGAGGGAUUCACAUGCAGAAGCAUCUCCUACUGUGCCGUCAGUGAAUACUUUUUCUCCUUCACAUUCACCCUUGAGUGAACCUCCUUCGCCAGCCUCACCUCCGGAAACUUCUCCACAUUCGCAAUCAAAUGAUUCUCCAGUGUCAUCCUCACGUUCACGUUCUCCACAACAACCACCCUCAGACGUAAAUCAUCGUCCACCGCCGCCUCCCUCAAAUGUAUUUCCCCCUCCUCCGCCAUUGCCACCGUCAGACAUAUCUGCCACACAUCAGAGAAAGCAUGCAGUUUAUUGGAUAGUCUUAGCAUCACUCGGAGGAGCACUUUGUUUAACGGGUGCCUUAUCGGCCAUGUACUUGCUUUGCCGCCGAAAGCACAGGGUUGGGACCGUCACGCCAUGGGCUACGGGAUUGAGCGGGCAACUCCAGAAAGCUUUUGUGACCGGUGUACCUUCGCUCAGGCGAGCAGAACUUGAAGCAGCUUGUGAAGAUUUUAGCAAUGUCAUCGGUAAUUUAUCGGACCACAAGUUGUACAAAGGAACUCUGUCGAGCGGGACGGAAAUAGCAGUUACAUCUACUUUGGCUGAGUCUGCCGCGGAGUGGUCACAACAAUCUGAGGCCCAGUUCAGGAAGAAGAUAUCUGUUUUGUCGACAGUAAACCACAAGAAUUUUAUGAACCUUCUUGGGUACUGCGAGGAAGAUGAGCCAUUCACCAGGAUGGUGGUGUUUGAGUAUGCUUCAAAUGGAACACUUUUCGAGCAUCUGCACAUCAAAGAAGCAGAGCCUUUGGAUUGGCACGCUCGCCUUAGAAUCGCCAUGGGAGUAAUCUACUGCCUAGAGUACAUGCACCAGCUCAACCCACCUGUCAAUCUCCGAAACUUAAACUCGUCGUCAAUCUACUUAACCGAAGAUUGUGCUGCAAAGGUCUCCGAUCUCGGGUUCUGGAUCGACGAAAAGAAAGAAGCAGGACCGGAUGAUGAUGGCUCCGAUGAAGAGAGUGCAGUAUACAAGUUCGCAAUCCUACUGCUUGAGAUGAUCUCAGGCCGGCUUCCGUUCUCAGAGGACGACGGCCUGCUUGUGCUCUGGGCCUUGAGUUACCUAAAUGGAAAGCGGCCACUUAUGACUAUGGUCGAUCCGACGCUCAAUUCAGUUCCCGAGGAGCAUAUAUCUAGAUUGUGUGAGGUGGUGCGAUCGUGUAUAAAACCGGAGAGCGAGGGGAGACCGACGGUAGCAGAGGUGGCCCGACAAAUGAGACAGAUCACAGGAAUAGCACCGGCGGGAGCGGUUCCCAGUUUAAAUGCGGCAUGGUGGGCGGAGCUUGAAAUCAUUUCUUCAGGGGGGUAAUUGCAGGUGAAAUUCAUAGAUGUUUGUUGAUCCUUCACUUUCCUUUUUAGUUUGUUUUCUCCCUUAAUAAUUUUGUGGUAAAUUAUGGUCACUACUGUGUUUCUGGCCUUGUUAAGCAUUAAGAGUUUUAAGAGAAAGACAUUUGUACAGGUUGUCCUGCUUUAUGUGGGAGUAGUUUAAGUAAGAGAAAUAUACUUGGAGAAAUAACUCAGAAUACACAUUAUGUCUUGUAUGAAUUUAUGUAAAAGCAUGAUGUGUUAUGUAACCAAUCAGAGUAUAACCUGGAGCAUAAAUGCAAUUAGUGUGUUAAACAAA